AUGGCUUCUGUGUUGGAGAAAUCGUUCGAGCCUCUCGUCCUUAUCACGCCUAGAUUGAUCAUUAUCCCAACCCCAACCGCAGUCUCCCUCAGUUCAUACCGAGCUCUGUAUUCCUCUCUCCACGCCAAUGCGGCAUUCUGCGAGAUGGCCUUCGGGCAUCAUUUCCCUCCCAGAACAUGGAGCGAUGAUGAAACGCGCGAGGUGAUACAGACACGUGACAUUCAACGCUGCUGGGAGAGGCGUGAUCUGGGGGACUUUGCAGUAGCUUUACUGCCUGCGGCAUUCCAAACAAACCCAUGUAAGGAACUCGGCAUAAUUAAGGGCCCAGAUUGCGACCGAAUGCUCAAUCAGAUCUGCCUGGAGGAAUUGCAAUGGGUGGGAUAUGCAGGGGUCCGUGAUGCUACGACGACUUCGCUCCCGCCAAGGGAAGCUGCCGAUCCGGCUCUGCCACCAUGGCAAGAAAUGAUCGAAGUGCGCUAUGGUGUCUCACCGCAAUUCUGGGGACAAGGUCUUGCCACGGAAGCGGCCAAGGCUGUUAUGCAGUGGUCUGUGGACGAGAGAGGGGUGAAGCGAUUUAUCGCCGAGACCGAGAGGGAAAAUACCCGAAGUGCGAAAGUGUUGCAGAAAUUCGGCUUCACUCCGAGUGGCACGGAUUAUUGGAAAGAACCCACCGAGAUCGAGUGGGAGUGCACAAAACUGCGGCUGUACUGA
Molecule: messenger RNA, 711 nt
Organism: Penicillium olsonii
Lineage: Eukaryota; Fungi; Ascomycota; Eurotiomycetes; Eurotiales; Aspergillaceae
Source: the annotation of a GenBank genome assembly